This is a messenger RNA of Paramecium octaurelia, 1567 nucleotides long. The record is from the annotation of a GenBank genome assembly. NCBI's taxonomy places the organism in Eukaryota, Ciliophora, Oligohymenophorea, Peniculida, Parameciidae.
GUUCUGUAUGAUUCUAAAGGAAUAAUAAAUCAUUGAGAAUAUUGAUUCAAGUGAAUAUCAUUUUAAUUCAGUUACAACACACUCAGGUUUUUUAGUUUAAUAAAUAGACAAGGUUCUAAUACAACAAAUGAUGAGUUUCUGAAGACUUCGCAAAUGCAAUUUAAAAAGGAGCUCAAACAAUAUAUUGUUUUUUAGUAUGUAAGAGUACAUAUAAAUGCUAGCCAUAAAUAGACAAUCAGUAGCUAUUCUGUCUUUUAAGUUUUUUCAAGAAUGAAUCAUUACGUAUUAAAUAUAAGUAAAGAGGGUAGAAAAUCGAGAUGAGAAAAAAAGAAAGAAUGUUUUAAUAGAUGACAAACUAACUUUUGGCUCUUUGGAGAAAUUGGUAUUUUAAGAUUAAACCAUCAUUCCAAAUGAUUACGUUCUACCAGACUGUGAAAUCAUUUAAUGUCUCAUUACAAAACAAGUAAUAACUUGCUUAGUCUCCUUAGCAAAAGCGUUUGUCUUACUCAUUUAUUAUGUUCUUAAGUAUUCUGAAACAACUAGAUAUAGUAAUACCAAUCACAGCUAUUAAAUUGAUCAAAUAAUUCGCAUCUGAAAAGCCUAAUUGUAUAGUUGAUAUAGGAAGACAGAAGAUGGUUUAUGUACAUUUUAUCAUGGAGUUUUAGAUAUGGAUGAACAGCAAUGAUGAGAGGAAUCUCUGUUACAAAAAUGAUGAAAUACUAUUAGGCAAGGACUUAAAAAUGAUUGUUCAUUCUGUGAGAUGUAUAAAGGAGGAACUGAUAGAUAUGAAAAAGGAAGUUAACUUAUAGAAUGUUUAGAAAUUUCUGAAAGGAUUUAAAAAAAUAGAUAUUAUUGGUAUAUCUUAUUCAGUCCAACAGAUUUUGAGAAAACUUAUGGAUGCUUUUGAGGUUUAAGAAGUGUAAUAAUAUGAGGAAAUUGUAUUAACAAUAUAAUUAAUUUUAGUAUUAUGCCAUCAUUAGUUAUCCGUUGCUGAUUUUAGAAAUAUAAAAUGUUAAGUUUAUAGCCAUUUAUGGACACGAAGGAGAAUACUAUCAAUUUGGAUGCACUUAUAAUUUACCAAUCAUAAACAGGAUUAUUAGUGAAUAAGUUGACAAGUGAGUACCUUUUAACCCUAUGUAGUUAUCAAUUUUAUGUAAUUUAUCAAUAAGACUAAUGGAGAAUAUACGAUGGGAAAUACAACUACCCAAACCUCGAGAUAUUAAAGAGCAAAUAUGGUAAAAACAGUAUUAUAAUAGGAACUUGGAAAAAGAUCAAAAAUAAAUAGUUUUAAUUAAAAAACUCAGAUACUUUCCGCAUAAAUCAGUUUUACUUUAACAUCUCUGAGCUGAAAUAAGAAAAUGCUCACAAACAAACUUAAAGUUAGUGUUAUUGCGAAGAGAUUAUUAAAAAAGAUGUUUCUGAAAUACCAGACAUAACUAUCAGGGAAAAAACCAAAAUAUCUGCUAAAUCUUAUAAAAAAGCAAAUUUAUUAUAAUCACAAAUCCUAACUGAUAAAGGAUAUUAAGAAAUACAACUAGAGUAAGAGUGCAAUGCAUUUUUUUCAUGA